Messenger RNA from Ostrea edulis (European flat oyster), 1066 nucleotides. RefSeq names its product shematrin-like protein 1. The record is from RefSeq and is a predicted model, not a curated record. NCBI's taxonomy places the organism in Eukaryota, Metazoa, Mollusca, Bivalvia, Ostreida, Ostreidae. Bases 142 to 936 code for a protein of 264 amino acids. The transcript is spliced from 2 exons.
GUGUAAUCUUCGACACAAUGGAAUCAGCCCACGAAUGAGAAUUUUCCUUGUGACGUGUUCGUUCCUAAUACUAUAAAACCAGAGACCACAUUCACCGGUUCAGUACGGCACAAGAACUGUUGAACUCACAAGUCCAGAAAAAUGCUGCGAUUCAUUGCUGUUGCCUGCGUUGUGGCCUGCGCGUUGGCCGACUCGGACUACCCCGCCACUGACUAUUAUGGGGGAUGUGGUGAAUAUGGAUGCACUUACGGUGUCCAAUCACAGGGUCCCUAUGGGGGCUAUGGAGGACUCAUCAGUACUGGUGGCAAUGGAGUGAGCACUGGUGUCGUUAGCACUGGAGGAUUUAACACAGGAUUGUUCGGUCUUGGAGGUGGGUCUGCUGCCGCCAGCGCCGCUGCUGCAGGAAAUGCCGCCGCUGCUGCCGCCGCCGCCGCUGGUCUGAAUGGUGCUGCUGCUUCCGCCGCUGCCGCUGCUGGUGGUUUAGGAUGGAACGUUGCCCCUAACAACUAUUGGUACCCCGGACAAUACUACACUUACCCCGGACAAUAUUUCACUUUCCCAGGACAAUACUACACUUACCCCGGACAAUACCACACUUACCCCGGACAGCAGUACCCUUUCCCAGGGUUCAACUAUAACAACCGAGUCUCUUUCCCCUACUCUGGAUUGAACCUUGGAGGUGGAUCGGCUGCUGCUAGCGCCGCUGCUGCAGGAAUCGGAAAUGCCGCCGCUGCUUCAGCUGCCUCUGCUGGUGGAUUCAAUGGUUUCAAUGGCGGAAUCAUCUUCGGUGGAUCUAGACGCAGUUUUGGAAGCAGGGGACUUAGAAAAGUAAGCCCUCUAGUAAUAUACCUAGAGUAUAGUAAAAAUAUUUCUGAUAUUUAUAUAACUAAGGAAGAUGCAUAUAUGAUUACCAUACUUAUGCGCUUGAUUUAUUGAGUUAAUUUAAUCAAUUAUCGAUCUUUUUAUUUCAGGUAUACUAAAUUGGUUGGAGGAAAUCAUGACUGCCUGUUACUGAAUGUUGUUUGAAUACCUUAAUAAAUUAUAAUAAAUUGUAUAUUUUCAUGAA